Molecule: messenger RNA, 847 nt
Organism: Vigna unguiculata (cowpea)
Lineage: Eukaryota; Viridiplantae; Streptophyta; Magnoliopsida; Fabales; Fabaceae
Product: RPM1 interacting protein 13-like
Source: RefSeq, a predicted model, not a curated record
GGGUUUAUAUGAGUUUAAGAAUUUGAAAUUCUGUGGAAUUCGUAGAGUCCACAUCCUCAUGUCUUUGAAGCCAAAAGGGACAGAAAGGAAGCAAGAAAUGGAAGAAGAGAUAACGGUUAAUGGAAAAACUUCAGUCGUUAUAUGGCUAAAAGACACCCCGCCCAGAGUCUGUUCGAAAAAAGAGGACAUCAAAAGUUUCGACGAAACUGAGGAUUGUUUCGUGUUAGAUUUCGACCCACAUGACAAGUUCGACUUCUCCGAGUUUUCCUUGGACCACAAAAAUAGCCACCAAGGUGAUGCCUCUAAAGAUUUCUACAUUGUUGGUGAAAACGGCAAGGUAGCUUGCAGGGAUUACCCGCAUCCAAGAGAUCUGUGUUGUAAAUUUCCGUUUACUACAACACCUCACGAGAGCUAUUGUGAACUGUGUUACUGUCGUGUAUGUGGCAUACGUGCUCCUUGUCAGGAUUGGACCCAAUUUACGUCCCCACACUGUGAUAAAGUUUAUGAGAGGGAUUAUAAAGCAGAGAUUAUUGAAUGGAUAUCUGAACAUGAUGGACAUGAAAGAAAGCCACUAAUACUUGCCAUUUUAUCAUUGGAUUGCAGUGACGCUCUUCAUUUCAAUUUUCCAGUUAAUCAUCAUCAACGAGAUAAGCUUGUGGAUGAGCAGACUGCAACACCUGCUGAGACUGCACCAGAUGCUCAAACGGCUGAGAAUGCACCAACUGCUGAGAAUGCACCAAAUGCUGAAACUGCUGAAAAUUUAAAUUGCUACGGUAGCAUCGAAGUGAGGCACAUGAGGAAUGCGAAGAGCUUCAGAAAAAUUGAUAUUUAUUGCUUAAGCUAUUAG